Messenger RNA from Lagenorhynchus albirostris (white-beaked dolphin), 1555 nucleotides. RefSeq names its product keratin 7 (gene KRT7). Gene Ontology annotation, molecular function: structural constituent of skin epidermis. The transcript has 9 exons. Gene Ontology annotation, biological process: keratinization; intermediate filament organization. Lineage: Eukaryota; Metazoa; Chordata; Mammalia; Artiodactyla; Delphinidae. The record is from RefSeq and is a predicted model, not a curated record. Bases 1 to 1404 code for a protein of 467 amino acids. Gene Ontology annotation, cellular component: keratin filament.
AUGUCCAUCCACUUCAGCUCCCAGGUCUUCAGCUCGCGCUCCUCCGCCUUCCCGGGGCGCGGCACCCAGGUGCGCCUGAACUCGGUGCGCCCCGGCGGCUUCGGCGGCAGCAGCAGCAGCCUCUACGGCCUUGGCGCCUCGCGGCCGCGCGUGGCCGCGCGCUCAUCCUACGGGGGCCCAGUGGGCGCCGGCAUCCGCGAGGUCACCAUCAACCAGAGCCUGCUGACCCCGCUGCAGGUGAACAUCGACCCCUCCAUCCAGCAGGUGCGCCAGGAGGAGCGCGAGCAGAUCAAGACCCUGAACAACAAGUUCGCCUCCUUCAUCGACAAGGUGCGGUUUCUGGAGCAGCAGAACAAACUGCUGGAGACCAAGUGGGCACUGCUGCAGGAGCAGAAGUCGACCAAGAGGAGCUGCCUCCCGGGCAUCUUUGAGGCCCAGACUGCUGGCCUGCGGAAGCAGCUUGAGGCCCUGCAGCUGGACGGGGGCCGCCUGGAGGUGGAGCUUCGGAACAUGCAGGACGUCGUGGAAGACUUCAAGAACAAGUAUGAAGACGAAAUUAACCGUCACACGUCUGCUGAGAAUGAGUUUGUAGUGCUGAAGAAGGAUGUGGAUGUCGCCUACAUGAACAAGGUGGAGUUGGAGGCUAAGGUGGACACCCUGAAGGAUGAGAUCAACUUCCUCAGGACCCUCUAUGAGGAGGAGUUGAAAGAGCUGCAGUCCAAGGUCUCAGACACGUCUGUGGUCCUGUCCAUGGACAACAGCCGCUCCCUGGACCUGGACGGCAUCAUCGCCGAGGUCAAGGCCCAGUAUGAGGAGAUCGCCAACCGCAGCCGGGCUGAGGCCGAGGCCUCGUACCAGACCAAGUUUGAGACCCUCCAGGCCCAGGCUGGGAAGCAUGGGGACGACCUCCGGCGUAGCCGGAAUGAGAUCGCGGAGCUGAACCGGGCCAUCCAGAGGCUGCAGGCUGAGAUCGACAACAGCAAGAACCAGCGUGCCAAGUUGGAGGCUGCCAUCUCCGAGGCCGAGGAGCGUGGGGAGCUGGCUGUCAAGGAUGCACGGGCCAAGCUGGUGGACCUGGAGGAGGCCCUGCAGAAGGCCAAGCAGGACAUGGCCCGGCAGCUCCGGGAGUACCAGGAGCUCAUGAGCACCAAACUGGCCCUGGACAUCGAGAUCGCCACCUACCGCAAGCUGCUGGAGGGCGAGGAGAGCAGGAUGACCGGAGCUGGAGUGGGAGCCGUGAACAUCUCUGUGGUCGGUUCCACGGGCGGUGCUGGCAGCCGGCUGACCUUCGGGGGAACCAUGGGCAGCGAUGCCCUGAGAUUCUCCAGUGGUGGAGGGCCUGGGGCCCCCAAGGCCUAUUCCAUUAGGACCACAUCUGCCCCCGGCAGGCGCACCCGCAACUGAGCCUCUGGUGUGGGGAGACACAUACCCUCUCCUCCCAUCGUCACAAGAGGACCUCCAUCCCUGGUCCCAUCCCUGGUCCCAAGACUGCAAGGCAGUCUGAAAAAUGAUGUCAGAAUAGCUUCCAAUAAAGCAGCUGCUUUCUGAGGCUUGG